CCCCCUUCGUCCUGUUUCCCCACUUUCCCUCCUGACCUUUCUUGAAUCUUUCCUUCGUACAACUCCCCCCCAUCUCGCUCUCGCUCAACACACUUCCACACACUCUUUACCAUGCUCUACCGAUCCAUCACCGCCACUGCCGCCCUGGCCCUCGCCGCCAGCACCUCUUCCCUCGCUGUAGACAUCCCCAGGGCCAUUGCCCAGGAUCUCACCCAGUUCGAGGCUCAGGCCCUCAUCCCCGAGCCCAUCGACUCGGACUACCUGGACCUCUCCUCUGCCCUCGUCCUCGCCUUUGGCUCUACCAAUGUCACCACUGGUCAGCGCUUCGAAUUCCCCGCCGACACCUCGGCCCUGGCCACUGCUCCCACUUUCCAGCUGGACGUACCCGCUAGCAUGGCAUCCCAGUAUGCCGCUAUGAACUUCACUGCUAUGAUCGUCGACCCUGGAGCGUACGGACAGACAAUGGGAGGAAGCAAUGUCACUCGUCACUACCUCGCCAACGACCUGCGUCUUUCCAAUGGUAGACUUACCAACUCCACUCCUGCCAUUACAUCUUAUGCUGAGCCAGGACCUGCAGCUGGAACUGGAGCUCAUAGGUACAUGGCAUUGGUCUUUGCUCAGGAAAGUGGAUUUGAAGCACCUGAUGGUUUCACUACUCAGAUGGGAGUAUCUACAAUGGAACUUGCCGACUACGUUGACGAUGCCGACAACUUGGGCCACAUUGUCGCAAUGACCUACAUCAUGGUCGAGAACACCGCUGACGGAACCGCAACCGUCAGCAGCAGUACCGCCGUCCCCUCCUCGUCCGUCGCAGCCGCCGAAUCUUCCAUUGCCUCUUCUCUCAGCCUGUCCACUUCGAUGACCUCUGCCGCCAGUGGCGCAUCGAGCUCGGCUGCCGGUGCUUCUUCGACUGCUGCUUCUAGUGGAGCAGUUGGAGCUGCUGCUGCCUUUGGUGGAAAGAGCGCAGUCAUGGCCGCUGUGCUGGGUAUGGCUAGUGUGGCUGUGGGCGCUUGGGCGCUUUAAAGCAGGGAGUUCCUUCUCCUCGACUCUUCGCACGUCGCACUCCAUGCUCUUCACUUCACGGACUGCUGCAGAGACCAGACCAAGGGAACUGCACCCAAUCCCCCAACCCCCCACCUCUUCCUCACUUCCACCCCUACCCCUCCGCCGCC
Molecule: messenger RNA, 1172 nt
Organism: Microstroma glucosiphilum
Lineage: Eukaryota; Fungi; Basidiomycota; Exobasidiomycetes; Microstromatales; Microstromataceae
Exons: 2
Coding region: 112-1023 (303 amino acids)
Source: RefSeq, a predicted model, not a curated record